AUGUACAUUCAAUUCGCUCUAUCGUACAUCUGCAACUGGAUCCUGCCACUCCCUGCAAAUAUCGACUCAGAGAAGAAUCAGCUCUUGAGAGAUUAUCUUGACUUGAUUGACAGAGAAAUCGGAUCUCAAUCCUACUCCUACGAUGAACUGAAUUUGCAACUUAGAUCAAUUAACGCUGAAACCCUUUGCACAUGGACAUAUAAAGCAAUUCUCUUUCGUAAAUCACAGAAUCACAACGAGCUCCAUGCCGAUAAGAUUAAAAAGAUUAUCGACAGCUUUGAAAAACAGUUCUAUUCAAAACGACUCUUAUGGAAUGAAUUGGAAGAACAAACGAAUAUCUCGCUUCAUAAUCUUCUGGAAAAAACUAAAAUGCAAUUCUACAGUGAAUUAAGUUACAUGAACCUUGGAUAUGAAAUGAGAAAAAUUCACCAUAAUCACCAAGAAGAAUCUAUUAUCUACGAUUUUGAAAAUCCGCCAGCUGACUCACACAAUCACGACAACGAAAAACAGAAGUCUCCUCCAGGAUACGAAUCCUCAAGUUCCGAUGGCGAAACAAGAAUUGCAAGUGAUCGUCUUGAAGCCAUCAUAAAUAAUCGUCCUUUUUAA
Molecule: messenger RNA, 606 nt
Organism: Oikopleura dioica
Lineage: Eukaryota; Metazoa; Chordata; Appendicularia; Copelata; Oikopleuridae
Source: the annotation of a GenBank genome assembly